Myripristis murdjan (pinecone soldierfish) is the source of this 4894-nucleotide messenger RNA. Its product is annotated as sodium-coupled neutral amino acid transporter 3-like. The coding region runs from base 326 to 1906 and encodes 526 amino acids. Gene Ontology annotation, biological process: asparagine transport; amino acid transmembrane transport; histidine transport. The transcript is spliced from 17 exons. Gene Ontology annotation, cellular component: plasma membrane. Lineage: Eukaryota; Metazoa; Chordata; Actinopteri; Holocentriformes; Holocentridae. Gene Ontology annotation, molecular function: L-glutamine transmembrane transporter activity; L-histidine transmembrane transporter activity; L-asparagine transmembrane transporter activity. The record is from RefSeq and is a predicted model, not a curated record.
UGCGUGCAGUAGGCGGAACCCGGACCCUAUCCACAUCCCCCUUUGAAGAGAUUAUGAGGACAAUUUACCGAGGAACACAUGCCAUUAACACCAUUUGGAGGGAACACGUACGGAUCUAGCAGGACGGAGACAGGACGACACGCUACGGGUCGACGCAAAGCCAGCCAGCGGAGACUAGAUCUAUGUGAAGAUAUUUGGUGUUUGAGGAGGAUACUUAACGAUAGUUGUGUGAUCCCAGGAGGAAAAUAAAAAGUUCACUCACAGAGCGCUUCGCACAGCAGAGCAUCAGACAUCCCUAUAGACGCACCAAGGCACCAGGACAGAGAUGAGUGAGGAUAAACCAGCCGACACUGUGGAAACUGCUCCUGCUGAGGUGAACACCAUUCCUAAUGGGAAAGGCCAUGAGCCCGGGGAUGAGACCACAGCAACAGCCAAAACACCUCCUGCAGAGACAGACCCUGAGAAGGAAACUGUGGCCAAUAGCGCCCAGAAUGCCAGUCCCCACAGAACUGAGGGCACAGAGGCCAACCUCGCAGAGAGCCAGGAGUUCUUAUCAAGCAUGGAAGGACAGAAAACUACGCGCUUUACAGAUUUUGAGGGGAAAACCUCGUUUGGGAUGUCAGUCUUCAACUUGGGCAAUGCAAUCAUGGGAAGUGGAAUCCUGGGACUGGCAUAUGCCAUGGCCAACACCGGGGUCGUCCUGUUUUUGAUACUCCUGACAGUGGUGGCAGUCCUCUCAUCUUAUUCCAUCCAUUUACUCCUUAAGUCAUCUGGUAUUGUGGGUAUCCGUGCAUAUGAGCAGCUGGGCUACAGGGCCUUUGGGACCCCAGGGAAGAUGGCUGCAGGCAUUGCCAUCACACUGCAGAACAUCGGAGCCAUGUCCAGUUACCUGUAUAUUGUCAAGUAUGAGUUCCCCCUGGUCCUCCAGGCCUUCCUGAAGGUGGACAAGCCUGCAGGUGAAUGGUACUUGAACGGAAAUUACCUCGUGAUCAUAGUAUCAGUUGCAGUAAUUCUGCCACUGGCUCUGAUGAAGCAGCUAGGGUACCUGGGAUACACCAGUGGCUUCUCCCUCAGCUGCAUGGUCUUCUUCCUCAUUUCAGUCAUCUACAAAAAGUUCAAUGUCCCCUGUCCAUUUGUGGACUUUGUUUUUAAUGGUACCCUCAGUGGAACGCAUGACAAUGCUACAGAUCCUGUUGGGGAGGACAGCCAUGACUGUGUUCCCAAAAUGGUGAACCUCAACUCACAAACGGCCUACACCAUCCCCAUCCUGGCGUUCGCCUUUGUGUGCCACCCCGAGGUCCUGCCUAUCUACACAGAGCUGCGCAACCCCACCAAGAAAAAGAUGCAGCAUGUGUCCAACAUCUCCAUUGCAGUCAUGUACACCAUGUACUUCCUGGCUGCUCUUUUUGGAUACCUGACUUUCUAUGGUGAGGUGGAGGCUGAGCUGCUACAUACCUACAGCCGCAUUGACCCAUAUGACAUUCUGAUUUUGUGUGUGCGUCUGGCUGUGCUCACUGCUGUCACGCUCACUGUGCCCAUUGUGCUCUUCCCUGUACGGAGAGCAAUUCAGCAGAUGCUCUUUCCCAACAAGACCUUCUACUGGCCCCGCCACAUUGCCAUCGCUCUAAUUCUGCUCACCUUCAUCAACCUGCUGGUCAUCUUUGCCCCCAACAUCUUGGGCAUCUUCGGCAUCAUUGGUGCCACAUCCGCUCCUUGUCUCAUCUUCAUCUUCCCUGCUGUCUUUUACAUUCGUAUUGUACCCAAAGAAGAGGAGCCUAUGCGCUCAACCCCCAAAAUCCUGGCCGCCUGCUUUGCUGGGAUUGGCUUUCUGUUUAUGAUAAUGAGUCUCAGCUUUAUCAUCAUUGAUUGGACAUCGGGGAGCAGCAAAGCCAGCAGUGGUCACUAGGUAGCAGGUUCUACUUUUCAGGUUUUAUAUUGUUGAUUUAGGUCUGUGUUAUAUUUUUGCUGUUUUUUGUUUUGGAUCGCAUUUGAAAUUAAAGAUGCCCUGUCUUUUCCGGUAGAAAGUGUUGGCCACAGAGAAGGAGUCCAGAGGGCACUCCCUCUGGACUAGCUCUCACUCUGAUGACAUGAAGUUUAGAUACCCAGCCAAACAGUUACAACAGAUCCAGGCCAGUAGACUUUCUUGGGAAUUUGAUAGUGCAUUCAAUAUUAGGCCACGUGCAUAAAGAUGUCACAGUUGGCAGUUGUCAUUUGCAGGCUGUGCCUUGUGAGUUGGUUAUAAAUAAAGUAAUAACAUAAACAUGGGAGGGCAUUGUCUUUAUGCACUUGGCCCACUCAAAAGUUGUGUUGGUUGUGUGCAUCUGCCACCACUUGCUAUCGCCAUCCUGUCCGUAGAUGACCUGUAGUCUGCAAACUGCUACUCACACCACUGCAUAAACUUUGAAGCACCUCUCUGGUGUCUCAAACUUUAUCUUUGUGUCUGGCUGUCUUGAAUGGAACAGACACCUAUUGAGUGAUAGUCAUUUCUUUUAUGAUUUUUAAGACUAUUUAAAUUAUUUGAAUAACUAGAUCUUGCCGAUUCUGUGCAAUUGCAGAGGAAAUGUGAUGGUAAAUGGUAAAUAAGUCAAGGUAUAGCCUUUGGCCCCUGCUCCAAUGACCUGUGCUGCUACUUGGUGGCGUUUACAGUCACACCUCACUCUGAGAGAGCAGGGGGGCAGAAUGUAUGUGGAUCAGUGUUAUAUACACAUUAUUUGUCAUAACAUUCCUUGACAAUAUAAUAGAGAUAUAUAUUUUUCCAUAAUUUCUAUGUGAUAAGAACCUCACAAGAUACAGUAUGGACUGUAGAGUUGAUCUCAUCUAGGGUUUAUUAAGGCUAUCGAUAUCAGACUGGCAGGUCUCAUAUCAGUAGUUUUAUUAAAUGGCUCUUGGCUGUCCAGAUUACAGCUCUCUACUGAAGAAAGCUGGUACAGGGUAAGGACUUUUUUCAGUAUUACUGUCUGUCUAAUAUACCAUGACAAAGGGUACUGAAAACCUGAUCAGGGUGAAUCAGUUGGAUUGUAUUGAUCAAAGUGAUAAAUGCAACCGUUCAGUGUUCUCCAUUGAAACAGGGAUGAUUUUUACCUGGGAUUUUUGAUGUGUUGUUUCUGAGCAUCUACUGAAAGUAAUCAGAGAUAACCAAAAUAUGUUUAGAACCACAGGGUUACUUCAUUAAGUGGAUUGUUACAGUAUGGUGUCUGAAAAUAUUGCAGUAUCCAGCACAAGCUUGAUCCCUAACUGAAAUGACAUGUGCCAUAGGCACACAGGCAUUGGGAAAACUGUCUCCAUAACAACCUUGCUAAGUUGGUGGUUAGCUAUAGCACUUUCAUCUGAUAAGCACAACGUCCUGUAGCCAUUAAUCACAUGCAAACAAUUUAUCUGUAAGAUGCUCAUAUAUUUGAUAGAUGUUAUUUAAGGGAAUAUCCCUUUGUAAAACUAAACCUUUGAUAAAUGAAUCAUUCUUAUGUAGAUCACAAGAAAAUUAGUAAUGUAUCUAUGGUAUAACAUGGUACAAGGAUGUUUCCUCAAACAUUACUUGAAGUCAUCUUGAAGAUAACUUUCAUGUGCUUUUUCUACCUUUUGUUUUGGACCCCCUGAUCAUUAGUUUCCUCCUCUGCUCUAUUCUGUAGGAAAAAACAACAACAACAACAAAUUUUGUGGAUGUACUGUGAGGGGUUUUCAAGUGUCUGUGUUGUUCAAAAAGAAAACAUGACUCUGCCGUAUUUGAAUUGUGGUACUUAUAUGCGUAUGUAUUGUCAAACCUGGACCUAUACUCGGAUCAGAAGUAUAAUUGAAGUGUUGGUCUCUUGUCAAUGAUAGAUUAACUGUUGUUUUAAACCUAAUGUUUAAUGCUUUUUCAGGCCUAUCAGCUGAAUCUGAUUUAAUGAUUAAAUGCAGGAUUCGCAAGCCUGUUGAUGAAGCUGUUUUGUUUGUAUUUCGUUUUUUUUUUGUCUUUGAUCGUCUUGUCUGACAUGAAACAAUGUGGCAUACUAGUUUCAGUUGUUUCUAACACAUCCUCAUUGCUGCUUUUUGGGAUACAGUACUAACAUGGAGCAACUAGCGAGCUGGUAUCCCUACCCAUUUAAUUAUUUUUUAAUGAUAAAUCCUAUAAUACAGUGAGUGCAGUAUGAGUGUUGUACAGCUGUUGUUCCCAAGUGUUCUGUCAAGUUGUUACAUUUGGUGAUUAAACACAUCAGAGCUCUUUUAAACAUUUUUAUAUAAUUAUUUCUGGAAAAUUGUUUGUGUGCAUGUACCAUAUACAGAGGGAAUCAUCUGCAUCAGCUGCUGGAUCAUAAUUUAGUGAAGUUGUUAAACCAGUGCAAUGGUUGUACACCCAAACCCCCAGUUCUUAGUUUGAACCUCAGUUUUUGGUUGUUUGUUUAAAAAUGUAUUAUUGGCAAGUCUGGUCAGUGUCAUAAAGUUACUUAGCUCCAUGGUGCAUGCAUACAAAACACUUCAACACCUCAAAACAUGCAAAAAAGCAACUCGAGGCAGCAAAGGGAGGAAGACACUGUGUUAGUGGCUGGUACAAAAUGAUGACCUCUGUUAACCUCUCAUUAGCUCUCAAUGUGGUUAGUCUUGUAUCCUCACUCUGUGUGAUUUAUGGAAAUGUGUAUGACUGAAUAAUAACAUUAAAUAUUGAUAUCACCCAGCAUUUAUAAAUAUGUAUAUAAAUGUAAACCCUUUAUAUUCUAUAUGCAUAUCUAGUUUGUAUAAUGUAAAUAGCAGGUACAGUUAGUCUGAUUAAAAAUAUAAACAUAAUCAUUUCUAAAGUGCUUUUAAACCCUUUGUCCUUCAAUUUAUGUCUAUUUUCUUGGUAUCUCUAUAUAUUUUAAUACAUUGCUGGCAGUUAUUGUACUGUAAACAAUGUUGCAAUAAAGAUAAUGAGGUAACAUGA